Messenger RNA from Marmota flaviventris (yellow-bellied marmot), 1617 nucleotides. RefSeq names its product FA complementation group L (gene Fancl). Gene Ontology annotation, molecular function: ubiquitin protein ligase activity. NCBI's taxonomy places the organism in Eukaryota, Metazoa, Chordata, Mammalia, Rodentia, Sciuridae. Gene Ontology annotation, biological process: protein monoubiquitination; interstrand cross-link repair. Gene Ontology annotation, cellular component: Fanconi anaemia nuclear complex; nucleus. The record is from RefSeq and is a predicted model, not a curated record.
GCGCAAUGGCGGGAACGGAGGGGACUCUGUUGCGCCAGUUCCCGCUGUUUCUGCCCCAGAACCGGGCGAAAACUGUGUAUGAGGGAUUCAUUUCGGCUCAGGGGAAAGACUUCCACCUUAGAAUAGUGUUGCCUGAAGAUUUACAAGUGAAGAAUGCAAGAUUACUAUGCAGUUGGCAGUUGAAAGCUAUACUUAAUGGAUAUCAUCAAAUAGUCCAACAGAGAAUGCAGCACUCUGCUGAUCUAAUGAGUUUUAUGAUGGAGUUGAAGAUGAUUUUGGAAGUUGCUUUAAGGAAUAGACAAGAGUUAUGUGCACUACCUCCUCCUCCCCAGUUCUAUUCAAGCCUUAUUGAAGAGAUAGGAACUCUUGGUUGGGAUAAACUAGUAUCUGUAGAUAGUUGCUUUAGUACCAUCAAGUUAAAAGCAGAAGAUGCUUCUGGUAGAGAACAUCUAAUCACUGUCAAGUUGAAAGCAAAGUAUCCCGCAGAAUCACCAGAUUGUUUUGUGGAUUUUCCUGUUCCAUUUUCUAUUUCCUGGACACCACAGGGCUCCUUAAUAAGCAUUCAUAGUCAGUUUUUGGCAGCGUUAGAAUCACUGAAGGCAUUCUGGGAUGUUAUGGAUGAAAUUGAUGAGAAGACCUGGGUACUUGAGCCAGAAAAACCUACCCGGAGUGCAACAGCACGCAGAAUUGCAUUAGGAAAUAAUGCUUCCAUAAAUAUAGAAGUGGACCCCAGGCAUCCUACUAUGCUUCCUGAAUGCUGCUUUCUUGGAGCUGACCAUGUGGUAAAACCCCUGGGAAUUAAGCUGAGCAGGAACAUACAUUUGUGGGAUCCAGAAAAUAGUCUAUUACAAAAUCUGAAAGAUGUUUUAGAAAUUGAUUUCCCAGCUCGUGGUAUCCUGGAAAAAUCUGAUUUUACUAUGGAUUGUGGAAUUUGUUAUGCCUAUCAACUUGAUGGUACCAUUCCUGAUCAAGUGUGUGGUAAUCCCCAGUGUGGACAGCCUUUUCAUCAAAUAUGCUUAUAUGAGUGGUUGAGAGGACUACUCACUAGUAGACAGAGUUUUAAUAUCAUCUUUGGUGAAUGUCCAUACUGUAGUAAGCCAAUUACCUUGAAAAUGUCUGGAAGGAAACCCUGAAAUAAGCAUUUCUAUGAAGAAGUAGAAACUUUAUUAAAAGGAUUUUAUUUGAUAUCUUCAGAGAAUACAUAAAGCAAGACAUACUAAUAUCAAAAGGAAAACUAUGAUGAAGCCAUAAUAAUAUACAUCUGCCUUUGCCUCUUCACUAAGAGUAAACUGGGAAAUUGUAGGCCAGAGUCCUGUAGAACUUUCUAAGUCUGUGACCCCUGUACCAAUUGGGGAAGUAUGUGUGUACCAAGGAGGAGACCUUGACUUGCUGAUUACAUCUGAAUUGGUAAAAUCUUGAUAGGGCUCAUAAAAUGAAUUUGGGAAUUGCACAUAGCUAGAUUUUUGGGGAAAACUGUUUAUUUCAUUCAGAAGUUCUGAAGACUCACAAUAUUUUUGUCUUCUCUUUCUGCCUUCCUAUGGAAAAAAAUACAUAUAUAGUUUGUUAGAUUUUUUUUGUCUUUUGAAUAUUCUGUAUGAAUGCUAAAUAAAAUUUAAU